AUGAUUUCAAAAAUAUUGGAAAAUUUUGUUGCUAUACAUGCAUAUGUAAAACGACAUGAUGCAAGAUUAGAUAAAAUUGAAAAAUUAUUACAGGAAAACUAUAGUGGCUAUAAAUGUGAAAAGAAUAACGUUUUUGAUGAUGAUUUUAUAGUACUAUUUCCUAUGAUAGAUAUCGAGGCUAUUACUAGUAUUGAUGAUAAAAUAAAAACUGACCCAACAUUUGAAUCUCAAAUGACAAUUGGAGGAACUGAUACAAAAAAUUUUACGAAACGUGUAUUGCAUAGAUUAUUCACAAAUGAAUUGUCAUCAAAAUGUUCAUGGACAGGCUUUAAAUCAAAUUUCAGAUUAGAAAAUUUAAUGUUGAUUGAGAUUAUGAAAGGUAAUUGGAUAAUUGAAUUACUUAUUUAA
Molecule: messenger RNA, 408 nt
Organism: Macrosiphum euphorbiae (potato aphid)
Lineage: Eukaryota; Metazoa; Arthropoda; Insecta; Hemiptera; Aphididae
Source: the annotation of a GenBank genome assembly